This is a messenger RNA of Biomphalaria glabrata, 2175 nucleotides long. Its product is annotated as dehydrogenase/reductase SDR family member 6-like. The record is from RefSeq and is a predicted model, not a curated record. Gene Ontology annotation, biological process: siderophore biosynthetic process. Gene Ontology annotation, cellular component: cytoplasm. NCBI's taxonomy places the organism in Eukaryota, Metazoa, Mollusca, Gastropoda, Planorbidae. The transcript has 10 exons. Bases 203 to 943 code for a protein of 246 amino acids. Gene Ontology annotation, molecular function: 3-hydroxybutyrate dehydrogenase activity.
AUAUGCUUGGAUUUAGAUCUAGGCCCAGAAUCUAGGCAUAUAGAUCUAGUACAGAAAAUCAUGUGCACAAUUUAAUCAUAUAUGUCAGCUAGCGCUUAUAAACCAGUAAUACCAGUGGUUAAUUAAAAUUAAGGCGCUUAAAAGUGUGUACGAAAAAACAACAACAUAGAAUCUAGUAAUCUGCAUAAGAGUCUAUUUAAAAAUGGGACGUUUGGAUGGGAAAGUUUUUGUACUGUCAGCAGCUGGCCAGGGCAUCGGUAAAGCAGUUGCUUUGAUGGCAGCCAAAGAAGGUGCUAAAGUAAUUGCUACUGAUGUAAAUGGUGAACUUCUGAAACAGUUAGAGGGUGUUCCUGGAAUUCAUACCCAAGUUCUUGACGUGCUGAAUAAACAGGAAAUUGAAAAGUUUGCCAAUUCACUUGACUCCGUUGAUGUUCUCUUCAACUGUGCAGGUUUUGUUCAUCAUGGCACUCUGUUAGACUGUGCUGAGAAAGACUGGGAUUUCUCCUUCAAUUUGAAUGUUAAAAGUGUUUACACAAUGUGUUCAUAUUUUGUUCCCAAGUUGAUAGCACAAGGUCGAGGUGGUAGUAUCAUUAAUAUGGCCUCAGUUGUUUCAAGUAUCAAAGGAGCACCAAAUAGAUUUGUGUAUGGUGCAACUAAGGCAGCAGUUAUUGGUCUGAAUAAAUCCUUGGCCGUGGACUUUGUACAACACAAAAUACGAUUCAACACUAUAUGUCCAGGUACAGUAGACACACCAUCAUUGCGGGACAGAAUGGCUGCCCAAGGUGAUCCUGAACAGGCUUAUAAAGAUUUCAUUGCAAGACAAAAACUGGGACGUCUGGGCACUCCAGAUGAAAUAGCUUAUUUGGUUGUCUACUUGGCAUCAGAUGAGUCUAAUUUUGUGACUGGUCAAGACUUUAUCAUUGAUGGAGGAUGGAGCAUUUAGUGCUUUGAGUUAAUCUAUAUGAUUCUAAAUCUUCACUAUCAUGGUACCCCUUCUGCUAGUCAUUUUAAAUCAUGCAUUCCACUUUCAAAGACAAGAUAAUGAGAUUUUGUAUAUUUAAAUAUUCUCUUUUUAUAUGCCAAGAUUUUUUUUUUGCUUUUCUCUAAAAUAUAUUUAAGAACUGUAACCAGAUUUUAAAAAUUUCAUUUUGUAUUAGACUUUUCAGCACAAAUCUUUUUGUUGUGUGUGUCAAUCUGUACAACUUACACAGAAUACUUUGGAAUUACUAGGAAAUAUUCCUUUUCUUUAAAGGUUAAAUUAAAAUAAUUUAAAAAAAUAUAUAUUUUAUAAAAUGGUGAAAUUUGAAUUUUAUUAUUAUUAUUAUUAUUUUUUUUUUUUUAAGAUGUAAUAUAAAUAAUUUUGCUGUAAGCUGUUUUCCUCAUGUAAACCUUAAGUGAUACUUUAAUGUAAGAAUCAUGAUAAUUAGUAAAUCUAUUAGUUAACAAUCAUGAUAAUCAUUGAAACUGCACUACUAUUUAUAAAAGAUAUGUUAUUUUUUAUUUUAUUUUCAAGCUUUAAAUUUGAUGACUUGUGUUUGAAUGUUUAAAAAUGUUUUAACAAGUAGUUUUUGCAUACUUACAUAUUUACAAGUAUAUUUAACAAUUAUUGUGUGUUUGUGCAAUUAAUUAUACAUUUACAUUUACUUGUUGAGGCAUUUAGUUUAUUUAAAAUAUCUGCACAAUAUAAUAAAUAAUGUAUUUAAAAAAAGUGCAGAUUAAAGAGCUUAUUCAUUUCUCGUUAUACAAAGAGUAGUGAUAUAAUCUUAUAUAAUAAUAUUUUUAACAGUUUAAUAUAAUAAAUAAUGUUUUGCACAUGUAUGGCUAUCAAUUUUAUUUUCUGCCUUUUGCUUUGUGAGUUCAAGUAGUUUGUCUGGCUCACCUAUGUUAUUAAUUUCUGCUUCAUGCAUUGCUAUGCAUACUACUUUUGUGCCUUUAGCAUUGUGUUCAUAAUAAGGUCAUUAUGACUCUAUUAACUUGCCUUACAAAUUGCACUUUUAGUUUAUUCUUGAAUUAACAAAACAAAUUUUUACAUCCUGUGAUAUUUUUCCUUUGUUCUGCUUACUUGAGUCAUUAUGUUCAGCCAUUUAAAAUUAUAUUUAAGCUAUAAAACCGCAAUUGGAACAGGACGCUCUUGUACUUGACAACCUCCUGAAUUAAAGAAAUGUUCAUGCAUAA